Messenger RNA from Ramularia collo-cygni, 2142 nucleotides. RefSeq lists its product as uncharacterized. Lineage: Eukaryota; Fungi; Ascomycota; Dothideomycetes; Mycosphaerellales; Mycosphaerellaceae. The record is from RefSeq and is a predicted model, not a curated record. Bases 1 to 2142 code for a protein of 713 amino acids. The transcript has 3 exons.
AUGGUGGCCAAACGCCGCUCGUCGCGACAAGUGGCGAAGCGCAGCAUCUACGCCGAGCCCGAAACCGAUGACGAGGACUUUCAAUUCGAACACACCCGUCGAGGCAGUCAUGAUCAUGAGGAGGAGGAUGGUGAUGAGUACCAUGCAGAACCCGAACCGGAACAACGCGCGCCAAAGAGACGGAGAAUGGUGACUCGACGAAAGCCCCAGACGCGCAGUACUGCCAAAUCCACCCAAUCGACCCUCAAGACCGCCYUUCGAAUAGGCAAACCUCGAAAACCAAACAGCAAAGCCUCUGGCCACCGGGAGCCUGAAGAGAAGGAGCAGAACAAGGGCUUCACUGGUCCAAGUGAUGGAAAGAWUCGAGAUUGGACAUCGCUUCCAGUCAACAUCCUUCGAGACAUCUUCAUCUUUGCGACGUUGCCAACAAGCGAUGGCGGCAUUGUGCGCUCCGAUACUGCAUGGCUCGUCCGGACUGCGCGCAUGUGUCGCGGGCUCGCUCAGCCAGCCUUGGAAGCAUACUACUUCUCGCCCGCGCUGUAUGCCAGCCAGCAAAUGCAUGACUUUCUGGAACUCCUGCAAAAACCGAAUGUGGAGCGCUAUCUGAACUACAAUGUCAAAGUGCAGAGGUUGAAUGUGGAUGUGCGCGGUCUGGCUUAUGUUGCGCACGGGAAGCCUGCCUUUGAUCUUACCGCAUUGAUGCGCCACCUCCCUCAAAUGCAGCACAUGGAGAUCCACCAUGCCGACCACGUCGCGCCUUUUCGCCCCGUCAAAGUCGGUCGGUGGACGUUCAAUCCAAGACACCUAUUUCAAGCAAUGGAUGACACCAAGAUCCGCCUGAAGACUUGGAGAUGGUCGCGCAAUCUCAUCGACAACAACUCUUUCACGGACCUGUAUGAGAUGAUGUCGGUGGCGCACGGAAGGAAGGUGUUUGCGGGCUUGGAGCGGCUGGUGGUCUGCGGAUUCAAUGUCAGUGAUAGCGCAGAGGCAGUAAUUGAUGAAGAUGACACCCAACCCCUACCUGCCAACCUACCUGCCACCCUGGCAAGCUCCAUCUCCAAGCUGCCGUACGUUCGGGAUGUGUCCUUCAUCACUUGCGAUGUUAUCCAGUCUUUGCAACUUCUCCCGGCCAAUCUCCGCCGACUGGAAUUGAGCAACUGUCUCGAAAUCACCAGCGACAUCUUGCUCCAAUACUUUGCUACUUCCGGCGCACACCUCGAAGAACUUGUAUUAAGCCACAAUGCUGCACUCUCCCUCAGCUUCCUCCAAGGACUGAAGGCAGGAUGUCCGCGACUUCAAGUUUUGAAGAUCGAUCUCCACUACUACAGUGAGAAGAUGCUCACCGACGACUCGGAGCCGUUGUAUGACGAGCUCCUCGGCGCGGAUGAGUUUCCAACCUGGCCAUCCUCUCUCCGCCACUUGGAGAUUCUCCACGCGCAAAAGUGGCAGGCAGAAGGAGCACAGAACUUGUUCCGCUCACUCAUCGACAGCGCUCCCGAUCUUCCCGACUUGCGUCACCUCACCAUUCACACACACAUCAACAUCCCCUGGAGAGAUCGCGUUGGCUUUCGAGAUGAGUGGAUCAAGCGUCUUCGACGAGUCUAUUUACGGAAAUCCGAAGAUCCCUCCAAGAAUAUGGGUUCUUUGAAGCAGAUGCGCAUGUUGGCUGAUUUGCAAGGCAAGAAGAUUGGUGGUGCUAGUGACACCAAGGACGAACUCAGCCUUGACUUCUCCGACGACAACGAAGGCACCAACCCUCCCACAGCCCACGACCGCGUCUCCCCACACAAAUCCAGCGGCGAUACAGACCACUACUCCGACUCGGACAUGUCCAAGAAACCUCCCCGCGGUCCUCGGCGAAGCCUACGCGUCGCGGAAACCACUCAUCGGAGAAUCAGUCUGGAAUCCACUCCCAUUUCCACCGACGAAACGGAGGAUGAUGGCGAAGAGGGUGGAGAAGGAGAUCGUGGGUUGGUGGCGGUACAGGGAUUAUGUGACAUUGUGGACGUGAGGAUUGACAAUCAACGACCGAGAGAGGAACAGUGGACCGAGGGAGAUUUUUUGGAUAGUGAGAGGAGUGGAGAUGAUGAUUGGGAGGAGGGGAGGAGUGAUGGCGAGGAUGAGGGCGGAUAUGCUUGGUGA